GAAAUAAAUGUCAUCAUCCACCCCCAACUCUCGCUGACUGGCCGUUUUCUGCACCGCAGUCGAGCAUUACUACAACGCAAAGACCAACAGCGUUCUUAUUUUGCCCUUCACAGGCUUCCGUAGACAUUUCCCCCUAUUCUCCAGUAGUCUGCGGCUCUGUCAUCUGAGGUGAGAAGUACCCGUGGGCAGCUAUAUCAAAGCCAUGGAGCAGAUCAAUAAUAUUAAGGUGGUUCCUUGCACCAGCUCUAACUAUCUGAGACCGUUUAGGGUGCAUUAUAACCAGAAUGGAACAAAGAAGUCCUGGGACUUUAUGCAAACCCAUGAUAGUGUCUCUGUGCUGAUUUUCAACACCACCUCACACUGUUUCAUCCUGGUCAAGCAGUUCCGCCCAGGUGGGUCAGGAGUCGGAGUGACUGGAUCGAAGCAGACCAUGUUCUACGCAGAGGUGUCCGAGGAGAAUCGUGUCGGAGAGGGAGGAGGUAAACCCCAAGAGGGCGAAUUGAUCGAGGUGGUCAAAGUUCCCCUUCACGAAGCCAUGACCUUUGCCUUUGAUGAGAGCAUCCCUAAAACGAUGGGUGUCAUUUUCAGCUUCAUCUGGUUCCACAGCAACAUGUCACCGAAGUACAAGAUCUCCACCAACGUGUAACACAACGGUUCCAAGCCAUCCAGAAAUACAAGUCAUUGCAUACAUUUUUAUAUAUAAUCAAAAUGGUCACUAACUGUUAAUUAUUUUGUUAUUUCUUACACUUUUAUCUGUUUGUUGUGGUUCUAGCUAUUGUCUUAAGCAGCACUUGUGUGCCAUCCGCUGAAGAGGUUCAUUGUGAGUUUGUUUCGUGUAACUGAAUGCUUUGUUUUUAACAUGUCAGGAAUUUCAGCCAGCCAUUUGAAAUCACACCCCGGCCCUUAAAGACUUUGUAAUGGUGAUCUAUUCCACUCUAAUUUGAGAGGGUAAGAUCUGAAAGACUGUGUUGAUAUCAUCAGAGAGAGGAUCAUUCGUGAUUGAAGCUGUACUUUGUGGUCAGAAAGUGAGACCUCUAGCCAUAUUCCCACCAGUUUUGCUGUCAGGCCAUUUAGUAGAAUGACAUUCAUUUUUAAAUGUCAAUAAGCAAGUAAAUAAUCACAAUAAUUAAUGUAAAUGAUGUGACUAACACACAGGCAGCUACACAAAUGAGAGAACUUGAGAGCCACUUCUUAUAAAACAAUCAUUGACAAAGAAAAUCUCAGGUCCAAAGCUGACUUUGGGACAUUCAGGGUUAGUGAUGAUGCUGAAAAAUACUGAGGUGUUUUUUAAUUUAUUUUUUAUUGCCGCUUACCAUUAAGUUGAUAUUCUGAGUAUUUUGCACAGAAUUUAUUCAUGAAAUAUCUACUACAAAAACCUAAAGUGUGAGUACAGUGCUAGUGCUACAGGUUUAACGCUGCUUUGCCAUAAUCAUCAUAACUAUAACAUUGUUCUGAAUUCUUUCAGAACUUAUGGAAUAGAAUAUAUUAGGGGUGCAUGAGCUUGCCUGCUGAAGUAAAAAAAAUAUAUAAUAAUAAUAAUAAUAUUUUCAAAUACCAUAUAUUGUCAGAGGACUGGUACCUCCUAAAGUCACAGCAACAAAGCAUAGUGACUUUCCUGAAAUCCCUUGAAUAUGAUACUUGAAAUAAUUUGUAUUACAGUUGCAGUUUACUGUAUGAAUAUAUAGGGUGAUGACUAUAAAUGCUUGAUUAUAAUCAAUAUACCCUCAAUAUUUUCCAUGAUACCUCGAAGAUUUGAGAGGCUGCUUGUAAUUUCACUUGCAAACAUUUUAUCAAGGUGAGCUGAAGCUUUCUGAAUCAGAUUGUCGCUCUGUUGUAGUUCAGUUCAGAUUCUCUUAUGCACAAAGAAUUCCCUACCUUAAUUCCAAUUGAUUAAUCAGUCAGUUGUUUUUCUUAAAUCUUGUUGGAUUAAUUUGUUUGUGAAGGUUAUUGAAGUGCACAAACAUUUGUUAAUACUAGCUUUGUUUUUGUCAUGACUAUUAUCAGCGUCACUUUAAAUAAAUUGAGUAUUACCAGCUGAUUGGAUCUUAUUGUAAAGAAUUUCCUCUGUCCUAUCACUGUACUCUGUAGUCUAUAUUCUAUUGUGAUUGUUUAUCAGCUUUAUCAAUACAUAUGGUCAGUGUGCUAAAACACAAGUUACCAUGGUCAUAUAAUCAGUGAAAACGAGUGUUGUGGAAAAAGACAAACGGGUUUGGUUUGGUCCACAAUGGGAGUGUUUUUAAACGUCAAGCGCUCCUUUUAAAGUAUGCAAAUGAGACAUUUAAGAAUUAUGCAUUUGAUUUGGAAGCAUUAUUUCAUAUCACAAUGCCUCAGAUAUCAUUUUCUUUAUCUCUUCUUAUAAAAAAAAUCUUUGAACUUGUUUGAGUGUUUUGUACGUUUAUCUCAGGAUAGGGCUUGAUUUCUUUUAAAAAUUUAUAAAUUGUUGAUUUAUUGUCAUGUGCCACUGUUAGUAAUGCUUGAUUUUCAAACUUACUGAUUGUUUUCAUGUAUGGCACCUC
Molecule: messenger RNA, 2516 nt
Organism: Sinocyclocheilus grahami
Lineage: Eukaryota; Metazoa; Chordata; Actinopteri; Cypriniformes; Cyprinidae
Product: uridine diphosphate glucose pyrophosphatase-like
Exons: 5
Coding region: 203-646 (147 amino acids)
Biological process (GO): ribose phosphate metabolic process; nucleoside phosphate metabolic process
Molecular function (GO): UDP-sugar diphosphatase activity
Source: RefSeq, a predicted model, not a curated record